AGUAAAAUGAACUGAAAACUAUUUUAGGUUAUCUGAAAUGGUUGAGCGCUUUUGCAUAUCCAAGUUUAUAUUGAAUCUGCCAAGAUUUUAAUGAAAUGUGAGAUUUCUAGUUGCCGUAGUAGUUUUGUUCCUGUCUCAAACGUAACAGACAAUUCUAAUGCUACAAUAUCUUUAUCAACCAAGGAACUGGAUAAAUAAACAGUUUAAUGUCGUAUUCAUUGGAUUUAAUUCUUUAUUAAUUUUUUUAUUUAGUUAUCCGAUUGUAAACAAUUUGAUGAUAUAGAUACAGCUAUUGGAAUUUGGAAAGAUGCUAUUCGAAUUAAACUCAAACGAAAACGUUUUGAAAAUCGAGAUAAUGAAGAAGUAAAAGCUUAUCAGUCAAAGUAUUCAAGAUUUGGAUAUGGACGUCCAAAAGAAACUCUUCAUGUUAGACGUAAAGCUGUUCGUAAUCAAACAACAUCAGAAAUUUUUGAAGAAUUUCCUGGAUAUAAAGAUCCAGUGUUGAUUUUUGAAGAAGUAAAGAUGAUAAUGGGAGCUGAUUUACGUGCUGUCGUACGUCGUCAAAUACCGAUUUUGCUUGAAAGGAUUAUUGCAACACCUGCUUUUAUUACAGAUUCUCCACUAAUACAACUUACUCAUGUGCUUUGUCGUCAAUUUGAUGAAUCAAUUCACUAUUUAUAUUGCAAUACAUCACCAUCAAGUCCAUAUCCAUCAAUGGUGUUCACUGAUAAUACAAUCACUGUAUUUACAGAUUUUCUUUCGAUCGUUUCAACAACAUCACCUGAUGAUGGAUUAGCACUUGUACUAGCAAUGUAUGUCGUGUUCGAACUAAAUUUUCCUAAAAAUGGUCGAGCAAUACGAUUUUUAUAUGCAAUGAUGUUUGGUAAUACAAGAUAUUUAUCAAAUGAAAUGCGUAGUCUAAUCAAAGAAAAGAAUAUUGAAAUUUAUACUGAACGAAAUCGAGAAAUCUGUGAAAGUACAAAUUUGAUUUCAAACAAUCACUCAGCUGUUACUCAUGAUACUCAAUCUUCAUCACACACUAGUUCUAAUUUAUUAUCUGCUUCACUUGAAAAUGUUUAUCCAUUAAAUAGUAAUAGUUUUCCAACCAAUACCACUAUUACAUCUACAGAACCUGAUGAUAUGAAUCGAAAAUCUUCAUCAAAUGUUGAUAGUCAAAAACAAUCUGAACAUUUUUCAAAAAAAAAUCGUAAAGAGAAAAGCAUUAACAUGUGA
Messenger RNA from Rotaria sordida, 1233 nucleotides. NCBI's taxonomy places the organism in Eukaryota, Metazoa, Rotifera, Eurotatoria, Philodinida, Philodinidae. The record is from the annotation of a GenBank genome assembly.